UAAUCGAAGGUCAAUUUAAUAGUGCGCUUCGACAAAACCCUAACCCAUCGUCGUCUUCUUCUUCUUGAUUCUUCAUCUCCUUUCAAGAGUCAACACUUGAAGAUCGCGCCCCUGCAAAUGGCCGAUUCUCCACCAAGAAGGAAUUCAAGGUCCCCUUCUCCGUGGAGAGCUCAAUCGAGGUCAAGAUCCAGGUCAAGGUCUAGAUCUAGGCCUAGGUCUAGAUCACGGUCAAGAUCUCUGGAAAAGCAAAGGCUAAGAUCCCGUUCGAGGAGUCGUGGCAGGUCAGUGGCAAUCAUGGUUUACCUUUCAAGGGCGUGGUUAUCAAGAUCAAGAAGUAAUGAAAGGCCUGAGGCGAAAAACACUGGGACUACACUUUAUGUGACUGGCCUAUCUUCAAGAGUCACGGAGAGAGAGCUAGAGCAGCAUUUCUCUAAGGAGGGAAAAGUUGCUUCGUGUUUUCUUGUGGUGGAGCCUCGCACGCGGAUUUCUCGUGGCUUUGCAUUUAUUACAAUGGAUUCUGUUGAGGAUGCAAACCGCUGCAUCAAAUAUCUCAAUCAAUCAGUUUUAGAGGGUCGCUAUAUCACUGUUGAGCGGUCACGAAGAAAGCGGCCAAGAACUCCUACACCUGGACAUUACCUUGGGUUGAAAAGUACUAGAGACUAUGGAUAUCGUGGUGACCGUGGAAGGUAUCGAGGUGGUUCUGGUCGUGAUGAUUAUUCAUAUCGUAGGUCUCCAAGGCGCUCACCAUAUCGAGGUGGUAGAGAUUAUUCACCGAAGCACUCACCCUAUGGUGGAAGAUCUAAGAGGGACAGGUCCAGGUCACUACCUUAUUCUCCCUAUGGCAGCCCAGAUAGGAGGUAUGCUCGUGGAUCUAGGUGAUGUCUUUUAUCACCUUGUUUCAAACUAUGAAGACGGAAAGGAAGAAAUAUCUGUUAAUGCUAUCGUGACUAUCAGUUUGUGUUUUAUAUGCGAUGUAUCCAAUGUUUUGGAAGUAGCCUGUACUUAUUUGUGUCCCUUCAGUACUUAUUUAUGCGUCUUUAGUACUUGUUAUUUCACUAGUUUGUGCAACUCAUUUAUUGGUCAAGUGGAUCUAUAAGUCCUCGUAUCAG
This is a messenger RNA of Abrus precatorius (Indian licorice), 1109 nucleotides long. RefSeq names its product serine/arginine-rich splicing factor SR45a. The transcript is spliced from 8 exons. Gene Ontology annotation, biological process: positive regulation of mRNA splicing, via spliceosome. Gene Ontology annotation, molecular function: RNA binding. Lineage: Eukaryota; Viridiplantae; Streptophyta; Magnoliopsida; Fabales; Fabaceae. The record is from RefSeq and is a predicted model, not a curated record. Gene Ontology annotation, cellular component: spliceosomal complex. The coding region runs from base 118 to 879 and encodes 253 amino acids.